UGGAGCAGUUUGAUUUACUGUCUCUGGACCAAAGCCCUUUAAAUUUGUGACAGAUUAAACUUGAUGAAUUUGAAACAUAUUGUAAUCGGUAAUGUAACAUAUUUCUCUUACAGAUACUGGCCUGUAAAGAAGUCCUGCCGUUAAGCACACAAUGGGGACUUGGCUUGUCCUUGAUAUAACUAGUUAUAUUUCAUUAGACAUGAUAGGAAUCCCUGGCAAUCUCAUCAUUUUAUUUGCUUUUGUGCACACCUUUCACAACCAUGGCACAGUAACCACUGGAGAAAUUAUCCUUAGUAAGCUGGCUUUAGCUAAUUUGCUAGUGAUACUGACAUGGGGGCUUCCAAUCACCCUACAGUCUACUGGGAUGUAUGUGGUAUUUGGUGAUUUAUCCUGCCAGAUAAGCCUUUAUCUUUACUGUGUAGGAAGAGCCAUGUCUGUCAGCAUUACAUCCUUGCUAGGAUGUUAUCAGUGUAUUUCUAUCACUCCAACCCACCAACGUUGGAUGAAUACAAAGAAGAAGCUCCUUGACUCUCUGUUCCCAAUAAUGCUCUUUCUAUGGACUUUCAAUCUCAUCAUAAGUAGUACCCGGCUAGCCUACUCUACAGCUUCUAUCAAGAAUGUUACUUCCAGAUACAUUAUGAGCUACAAUUUCUGCUUUGUGAUCUUUCCAAAUUAUCUGAUUUACUUAGGGAAUGGAGUAAUCUAUGUUAUACGGGAUUUGUUCUUUUUGAGUCUAAUGAUGCUAUCCAGCGGUUAUCUGCUUUAUGUUUUCUUCCAGCAUGGUAAACAGGUCAAAUGUAUUCCAAUGCUGAACACCAAACAUGCAGAGAUUCGUGCUGCCAAAGCUGUCUUUACAUUAGUCAUGAUGUACAUAGUCAGUUUUGGUCUAGACAACUUGUUUUGGAUCCUUACUCUCUGUACUUUUCCACUAUCUCCACGAUUUACUGAUGCACGUAUUUUCUUUGAUUCUUGUUACUCUGCUAUUAGCCCCAUUGUAAUUAUUUUAACUAACAGAAAAGUUCAAAUGGGUCUUAAAUGUUCAAGAAAGAAAAAUGAACUUCAAGCUGUAAAGUCUAUUUCAACCUAUAUAGCUAGAAAGAGAUGUUAGUAUUAAGACCUUCAGUCAAGAUGGAAGCUCUUUACUGUUAUGCAAAGGCAGUGUUUUCCCAUGGGUACUCACAGUUUUACUAGUCACUAAGAAGUAAGAAUACACAUGGCUACUCAAUAUUACAAGAAACAUGGAAACCACUUUAAAAUAAUAGGGUAUAUAACCAAUCAGUAGGCCCUGCCCUCUAAACUGCAAAUGACUGGCCUGGGGCGGACUUUUGGCAGGGUGGCAGUAUGUGACAUGUGCUAGAGGUAAUGGCAGUUUCAAAGAUUAUAUCCAAUUAUUUUUUAUCAUUGUCUGCUUAGACCUUGUAGAUGUAUUUUUGGUUGAUUUAAAUCAGAUACAUUGAUCCUUUUUAAUGCUUAUGAGUGCUAAAUAAAUGUGCACCAUAGAUGUGCCACGUUUUAUUCAAUUCCCAUAUUUGUAUAUUGCAUAAACAUGUUUGUGGAGUAGCUUGCACUCUAAUGACCCUGACCAUUAGUAGGGGGAAAUCUGAAGGUGAUCAAUUAUACUCAUAGGCAUGUGCAGGAGGUGUGCCCAGUGUGACUGAUCACACCCUAAUCAUUAUGUGUGGUGCAGAUUCCCCCAACUGCCUGGGCUUCUCCACACCCCUUGUUGGCCCCCCCGCCCCACAAUGCUGCUGGCUUCCCUCCACUCCUUUCUCCCUGGCUGCCUGCGGGGGAUGUUUCAGGAUGGAGAGCAGGUGAAGGUGCUAGUAAAUAUGUAAUUAACCAACCCCUUCCUUUUCUUAAUGAACACACACUUACCUCCCCUUUCCUCUGUUUCUUCUCUGUCUUCCCCCACCCCCUCAGGCCUUCUCUAGACCACUUCUGGUCAAUAUAUUUACCUUCAUACUCAAUUAUAUGUUAUGGUUUUACAUCUACUUGUUACUGGUAUUGAUAUGUUUAUCAAUGUAUAACUAUUUCUUCCUUCAUC
Rana temporaria (common frog) is the source of this 2044-nucleotide messenger RNA. RefSeq names its product olfactory receptor class A-like protein 1. Gene Ontology annotation, molecular function: pheromone receptor activity. Gene Ontology annotation, cellular component: membrane. The record is from RefSeq and is a predicted model, not a curated record. Bases 152 to 1108 code for a protein of 318 amino acids. The transcript has a single exon. Gene Ontology annotation, biological process: G protein-coupled receptor signaling pathway. NCBI's taxonomy places the organism in Eukaryota, Metazoa, Chordata, Amphibia, Anura, Ranidae.